AUGCAUUUACAUGAAGAAGUACCAAGUGUUGUGAGAUUGGCAUUGCACCUUCUGGGAAUGCAUAGUGUUAUCUUUAACCCAAAUGAUGAUGCCAUGAAUAUUCUUUCUCAUGUGAAUCAUCAAAAAACAACUCUCACUGCAUUCUUCGAAAUCUGUGCUACUUUAAAAAUUGCUCGACAAUACACAUAUCAAGAAUUUUCGCAACAUUUUGUAGGUUUUGCCAUUGGUAGGUUGUACUUCGCAGACCCAUCGACUGGAGAAUGCUUCUAUCUUCAGCUUUUACUCACCGUUGUUAGUAGCCCACAAUCUUUUGAACAUUUAAAGAUAGUUAACAACGUUCAAUAUCCAACAUUUAAAAGCGCAUGUAUAGCUCUUGGCCUAUUAGAGAAUGAUGGAGAAUGGGAUCAAUGUUUAAAAGAAGCCUCUGUUAUGCGUAGCGGCUCACAACUAAGAGCACUUUUUGCAGUUAUUCUUACCCAAUGUACUCCUACUUAUCCAGAGAAAUUAUGGUUAAACUUUCAUACUAACAUCUGCGAUGACCUUUGUCAUCAAUUACGUCAUGAACAUGCUAUCGAAGAGCCUACUGAGAAUCAGAUUUAUGACUAUGGAUUCUUUCUUAUUAACGAAAUUCUUCGUGAUUCAAAUCACUCACUUGCUAGAUGUCCUUCAAUGCCACUUUGA
Cetraspora pellucida is the source of this 681-nucleotide messenger RNA. The record is from the annotation of a GenBank genome assembly. NCBI's taxonomy places the organism in Eukaryota, Fungi, Glomeromycota, Glomeromycetes, Diversisporales, Gigasporaceae.